GGUCACCGGAAAUGUAGAUGUGAAAAUGAAAAUGACAUAGCACCGGGCUAUCUUCGUAACCCUGCAGAAUGGGCGAAAGGCCAACUAGAGAGAGGGAAAUGUGGGUACUGUGCAACAUACUGCUCGUUCUUUUAGCUUAUAGCACAGGCGCCCAGGCGCUAGGCAGCCCCUCGUCGAGUGCGGCAACCGCGCCAUCUACACCAGCGAGCACUCAGGCAGCUCAGGCUCCGGCAGCGUCAACCGCAGCGCACAGCGAUGCGGAGUGCAGGAUCAUCUCGGGGCCUUCAGCGCUCGGGGCACAGCUGCUGCUGUUAGUCAUUGUCAUAUCGGCGCUGCUUUUAAAGCGGCAUCAGGAGCGGCCGCGGAGAGCCUGGAAUGUGUGGCUCCUAGACGUUAGCAAGCAGGCGUGCAGCGCCGGCGCGGGGCACCUCUGCGGAAUGGGGAUCGCCGUCAUUGCCCACAAACGAGCGGCUGGCGCGUCCGAAUGCGGCUGGUACCUGGUGGUGUACCUGAUGGACUGCACACUGGGCAUCAGCCUGGCCAUCGCCUUCCACCGCCUCAUGCACGUGGCAGUGCGCCGCCGGCACGGACAGCUGCUGGCGGCGCGCGACCGCGACCACCGCGGCCAGACUGAGCAGCAGCGGCCCUGGCACCCAUGGACGGAGGCGCUGCUGGAGAGCGGCAACUACGGCGACCCGCCCAGCGCACGGCGCUGGGCCAUCCAGGCCGCGGGCUGGGUGACGUGUGUGGUGAGCGCGCGGCUGUCGGUGGGCGUGACGGUGCUGUCCUCGCUGCGGCUGAUGGGCGCGCUGGCGGGCGGGCUGGACCGGGUGUGUGCGGGCCACCCCGAGGCCGAGCUGUUCACGGUGAUGGUGGGCAUACCCAUGCUGCUCAACGUGGGGCAGGCCUGGAUCCAGGACCAGGUGCUCAAGUGGACCGCGCGGCGGCGCAUCAAGCGCGGCGGCGACGAGCCGUCACCCGACGACCGCGGCGACCUGCUGCUGCCGCUGACCGGCGGCGGCGGCGGCGGCGGCGCGGGCGGCGGCGGCGCUGGCGGCAGCAGCAACACGCUAGCGAAGGGCUCAUCUGACGACCUGCAUCUGGUGGUGGCGGCGAGCGGCGGGCUGGGGAGGAACCGUAACACGUCGACUGUGAUGGACAAGGCUCCAGGGCUGUCGGACUAGCGGGAGCCAGGGGCGGCGAGCGGCUGUGGGAGAUAAGUGGCUGCAACAUGCCUAUGAACUGGACGGCCGCGGUCUAGGGAGGGGUGCAUGGAUGCAGGAGUGGUGGAUGAAGUUAGAUGCUGCCGGCAUCGCAGGGGUGCGCAUGCCGGCAUGUGGUAUUGGGGGGCUGGUCACCUGUGCCGCGUGAGGUUUUUUUUGGUGUGUGAUUGCGGGCUGUUGGGGUGUGGUAUGUUGCCCUUGUGGUGCCGCGUUGUGGACUUGUGGUGGUCGCAGCCAUGGCCGGCCGUUUGUUCCUGGUGUGUGCAUGGCAUCCUGAAGGGCCGCCAUGCAAGUGGCUUACCAUCACUGAUAGAGAUCGGGGAUAGAGAUUGAGCACAUCACAGGCACGCGCAUAGAUCGGGGCACGUUUACAUGCAAGACAGAGAGUGUCACUGCGAAACGCGCCCUCCCAGGUACCAAGUUCAGGCAUGGGUGAACAUACGUGUGCAUACGGUAGGCAGGUAGAAAACUUGCCCUUCUCACAUGCUCUGCCCCCGGGUCCCACUGUACUGGAUAUGCGGCUCUGGGUAUCCGCCAUGCGAGUGGCUUGGGUGCUGAGACAAUGUUAAGUUUUGUGGUGGGCGUCCACGUGCGGUGUGGUUGUGUGCAUGUCGGUUGUGUUUUGUGGGUCCAGAAUGGUGGACCAGGCGGAAUGUAUUCCAUUUCGCCAAGCACUUUAUGCAGGCUGCGGCACUGUGGGUGUUGCAGCCCGCUCUUGCCAAGUGGCACCUGAUGCGUACAUACGGUAUGUGGCUGGUGUUUUUGGGUGCAUGCGAGGGCCGGCGUGUGCCAGACAAAGGGGCGGAGGGUUCCUCGGCACGGCGCGCGUCGUGGAUUGUUGUCAUGGAUUCUACGGGUCUGACGGGUGCCUUGUGCCCCAUGUCCGUGCGUGCAUGGUGUGAGGACGGGUGAGAUGCAAGUGGGAGGGCGAGUGGGGGAGUGAGUGCUGGUCUGGUUGCAGGAACAAGAAACGACGAGUGCCCAUAGCUGGAGGGGCGGAGUCCUGCAGCAGGCACCAGGCGGUGAUCGGGACGCGUGCUGUGAUCAUUGUGUGCUGCGUCGCGUUGCGCUGCUGCCGUACCCGUGCCGCACUGAGCACGGCGAGGCCUGCUGUGGCGGCCUGCUACGGGGGCCGGGUGAUGGCUGGAUGGAUUGGCUCGGUGGCUCCACCUAGGAAGCAGAAGCCUGAGGCCCUGCUGCAACGUCGGCUUCUGCACUGGGCGGGUCUCGCUGAAUUGCUGAAACCACCGCCAACGCA
This is a messenger RNA of Chlamydomonas reinhardtii, 2481 nucleotides long. RefSeq lists its product as uncharacterized. Gene Ontology annotation, cellular component: membrane. Bases 99 to 1184 code for a protein of 361 amino acids. The record is from RefSeq and is a predicted model, not a curated record. The transcript is spliced from 6 exons. NCBI's taxonomy places the organism in Eukaryota, Viridiplantae, Chlorophyta, Chlorophyceae, Chlamydomonadales, Chlamydomonadaceae.